GGUUACGGGUGGGUGCCCACGUGACGCGGGGGACGCGCGCGCGCGCGCGCCUCUGCUGAGUGGAGCCUGGCCUAGGCCGCGCCGCGGGGUCAGCGCCUCGGGGCGAGAGACGGAGACGAAGGCUCGCGAGGAGACUCGGCCUCGGCGAUCGACUCCCUCGGGGCGAACCUCUCGCCCUCGGUGAAGAGACUCGCAAUGAUCCUCGCCGGCACUUCGAGCCUCGCCACGAAAGGCUCGCCGUGCGAGUCUCCCGCGUCCCCGCCGCUGGAACCAGACGGCCGCGCCGAAACAACGGGGAUGCUGAUGGAAGUCGAAGUGCAAGAUGCCCCCGCUGCCGACCCCGCUGCCGACCCUGCUCCCGAACCUGCUGUUACUGCCACAGUCGUGGUGGCGCAGAGCAAGCAGAAGACGCAGUACAAGCAGAAGUACACGGCGGCGUGGGAGCGCGUUCCAGCACUCAAAGGAUGGCUAUCUCCAGUUCCAGGAAACAAGUUCAUGGCUGGGUGCAGGAUAUGCAACGUGACGCUGCACGCUCGAAAAAAGGACCUGAUGGAUCAUUGCAAAACCAAGAAGCACCAGAGAUGCCAAAGCAGUAUAAGUUAUUCAGAUGUAAUUGCUCAGUUGGCUACCUAUUCAACGCUGAGCGAUGUGAAAGAUGCCGAGCUUCGCAUUGCAGCAUUCACAGCUGAGCAUUACUCCCUGCAGAGCUGUGACCAUCUGGCAGACAUGAUCUGCAAACUUGACCCACAGUCCGACACCCUCAAGUCUCUGAAGCUACACCGGACAAAGUGCACAAGGCUGAUCACCAACGUGCUCGCUCCCUCACUCCACAAGGAACUGGUCGAAGAUAUAUGCUCGUCCGCCGCAUAUUACAGCCUCAUUAUUGAUGAGCGAACAGAUGUCAGUUGUGAAAACUGCUUGUGUUUACUCAUUAAAUAUUACAGCACGAAGCAGGAAAUGAUUAUAACAACAUUUUACAGGCUUCUCACAAUGAAGUCAAGUAGUGCAGAGGAUAUCUGUAAGACCAUCAUGGAUUGUCUGCAGGAGGAUGAAUUGCCAAUUGAGCGGCUCAUUGGGGUUGGUGUUGAUGGUGCGAGCAUGGAUGUUGGAUGUGAGAAGUCUAUUUCCAUGAUCCUAAAGGAGUCUGUGGAGCAUGUUGUGGUGUUCAGAUGCAUUUGCCGAUCUCUCCAUCUAGCAGGAAGCAAGGCAUCGGAAGCACUGCCAAAUCAUCUCGAAUACUUGGUGAGGGAAACUUACAAUUGGUUUUUCCACAAUAAAAAACAUCAACUGGAGCACAAAGAUCUGUUUAAGUCGCUGAAUUCUGGAGAAAACCCUCUGAAAAUGACCCAAGCGGGGAAUGUGAGGUGGCUUGGCACAUACGAGGCAGUGUCCCACAUUGUUAGCCAUUGGGACACGCUGAGCAAAAUAUUUGAAAUGGCUAAAAUCAACGAGCGAUGCUUUCUUGCAGAACAGCUGCACCAAUUGUACUCAGACUCCUACAACAAGCAGUACCUUGUGUUCGUGAAGCACGAACUUAUGGAUCUCCAUCGCAUCAACAAAUUGUUUCAAAUGGAGAAUACGGAAGUGUCACAGCUGAAUUCUGACCUUGUAGACUAUCACUACGGUCUUUGAAGAAGCUCGUUGGUCCUCAGCAGCUGACCGAGCUCUCGCCAAUAGAAGCGCUGUCGCUGAACUUUGAGAAUUGCAUCAUGCCAAGUGCCGUGACAGCCAUUGGCAAAGGGAAGACUGAAGAAGUCACACAGCAUUGCAUGAUCUUUCUGUGUGAACUCCUCACACAAGUGAGAAUUUGUUUGCCUGAAAAUGUGGAAACAUUGCAAUUUCUGGAUUGUUGACUCCAAAAUACAGUUGCUGUGAGCUCAAAGAGUCCAUUGUGCCUCUCGCGACACGGUUCUCCUCGAUUGUGAAUCGUGUGGAUGACACAGAACUUGAGUGGAGACUCCUGCCGAUGAAAGAUUGGAGUCAGCAAACAGAAACCGUGAAGUUUUGGGCCGAGGUCUACAAUGCAGAGAAUGCAGUCGGAGAAAAGAUGUUUGUCAACAUAUCCAGUUUGGCCCUGGCCGUACUCAGUCUGCCUUUCUCCAACGUGGCAAUGGAGAGAGAAUUUUCCGUUGUCAAUAAAGUCAAAUCAAAGCAGCAGAACAGAAUGCAGACCUCCACCAUGGAAGCCAUUAUCCAAGUGAGGUGUGGACUGGCAUGGAGGCAAGAGGACUGUAGCAACUUUACCGUUACCAAAACCAUGCUGGAAAAAUUCACGAAUGACAUCGUGUACAAACCAUCAGGGAGCACCGAGGCCACGGAGAUCGUCGUGACAGAGCAGCUGUGAGCCUGGAGGUGCAAGGAGUUUCGGUGCUUGCAUAGCAGCUUUAUUUUUCAAAGAACCUUACAUCUAACCUUGCCUCUGCUUUGCUUUUUAUAGCAAGUAGUUUAUAAAGUAAUUUGCAUUCCUUAGCUAUUCUUAAAAAGAGACUCCAAAUUAGAAUUGCAUUCAUAUUACCAUUUAAGUAAACUGAUUAUCUUUUUAGGGCAGGUUAUAAUGGAACUUUAACAAAACAACAUUUUGCAUGGAUUAUGUAACAUUUCACAACAUGCGUGUUAAUUCGCCCUAUCAGUCCAGGUGCAUCCCACAUCGAAGCACGUGGCAGGGCUGGGACACUGAGCGAGUCCUGUUUGUGCCGCUUUGGGUCUCCUCGUCUUGGAAACUCUGUCCAGUGUGGUUUGUUUUUAAGAGUAAUUGUGCCACUGUUACAGACAGAUGGACAGAGCUAAUUAAUUUAUGCUUUCAGACUUGGCUGAAGAAAAGUUAAAAAGACAGCCAUACAUUUGGUGUUGUUGCCAUGUUAUUUUUUACAAUUUGAUGUUUCUUCCUUAUGACUUAUACAGCUGUGUAAAAUCAUAUUUAGUACCCGUAAAAAUAUCUCCCCACAACGCUUUGUAUGGCAUUCCAUAUAUUGCUUAUGACCAGUUUUCUGAAAUGUGUGAACUUUGUGUUCAAACGUCAAUGUAAAAAUCACUCGGUACAUUUGUCUCUUGAACUUUACUUUCGUCACAUUGUCAAGACUCGUUGCAUUAAGAAGCUUAAGCGCCUAUGUGGUAGAUGAAUCGCACCGCUGCAGCGGCACGGAUUCUUCGGUUUGUGAACACGACGAUUGCACGCGUAUAUGACGUGACCUGGCGGGUGCAGGAAGACUACAGAGAAGACUGGACGUAUGUAAAUACUUAAAGCAUCGCACAAGGGCCGUGUUUGCCAUGCAGUGGUGCAGUCUAAACCAAAUGCUCUUGAACAGAGCACAGCAAACAAUUGUACACGCAGGCUGGAUGCCUCUGCCGUUUCCAUCUGGAGUGCUAUUAAAGAGAAGCCAAUGACACGCA
Messenger RNA from Petromyzon marinus (sea lamprey), 3390 nucleotides. RefSeq lists its product as uncharacterized. NCBI's taxonomy places the organism in Eukaryota, Metazoa, Chordata, Hyperoartia, Petromyzontiformes, Petromyzontidae. The record is from RefSeq and is a predicted model, not a curated record. Gene Ontology annotation, molecular function: protein dimerization activity.